AUGGUCGUGAAGGGGCACUAUGGGAAGGGAGUCGAAAAAACGGACGGUGGUAGGGGUGGGGGGGAUGAGAGCAUCGGGACGAGCCUGUCGCUAUUCAUCAGGAUAGCGUGCGUGCUGACGAGUUUGUCGCGUGCUUGCUUCGCGUCAAUGUUCCGCGGGUGUUCUAAAGUCGGCUGGCAAUGGCCACUCGUGGGCGUCGUGGUGUUGGCGGCGUGCGUGGGCGGCAGCGAGUUCCCGGAGCGCGAGUGUUGCGAUCCCGUGUACCCGCCCAACACGGCUACGACGGCGGCGGCACCGGUCACCUAUCCCGUCAGCAAGGCUGGCCAGUUAGGUAAGUUUCAACGUGAGAACGAUAGCACU
This is a messenger RNA of Iphiclides podalirius (scarce swallowtail), 360 nucleotides long. NCBI's taxonomy places the organism in Eukaryota, Metazoa, Arthropoda, Insecta, Lepidoptera, Papilionidae. The record is from the annotation of a GenBank genome assembly.